GGGAGGGUAGCUUGGGGCGUGGGGGGAAUAAGAUGGCUGCCCCCAUCAAGAUCGUAGAGUGGUCAUGCAGUGGACUCCAGCCUGCUUGCUGGGGGGCAGCUCUCUUGUCCCUUGCAGGUUGCUUUGCCAGGACUGGGGUGCUGGUCUUGUAGGGUUGCCUAGUUGAGGUGUCCAAUUCCCAGAGAGUUCCCCCUUCCUAUGCACGCAUUUCCUGCACCCUGUCAAUUUAGUCUUGCCUUGGGUGUCAAAAGGAUGCGUAGAGAGAUUGCCCUGCGGAGAAGUCAGCUUGUUCCUUUGCACACAAAAGAUGUUCAAAGAUGCCAUAUGCUGCAGGAAUUUUUUGGGUUUUUUGAAGCUAUAAGCGGUUGCUUUUGUGCAAGGGGGCUUCUCUGGGGGAGAAAGGGACAUGAGGGUCGUCGGGGCGGGCUCCUAUCUCCGUGAGAUGCGGUGGUGCCGGCUCCUGGGUUUCACUGGGACGUUUUUCGCUUAAGUUGCAACGAAGGGAAAAGGGACGAGGUAGUGCGGGGAGGGGUUGAGCCCCCCCCCCACAUGAGCUGAAAGCGGAGGGGCAGGGUCGGAUCGAGGCCAUGGGGAACGUGCUUUACCCCGCGCCCGUCCCGCGGAGGGGCCCCCGCCGCGAGGAGCCGCUGGCUAAUCCGGGGAGUUUCGAUGAGCUGCACAGAAAAUGCAAAGAAGUCUUCCCUCAGCAGAUGGAAGGCGUCAAGCUGAUCAUUAAUAAAGCCCUCAGCAGCCAUUUUCAGGUGUCCCACACAAUCCACAUGAGCACAAUCGGGCCGUCAAAUUACCACAUAAAUGCCACAUAUGUUGGGGAUCAGCAGACCAGUCCCACAGAGGCCUUUCCAACCCUCAUUGGGGAUAUUGACACGACUGGAAGUCUCAACGCUCAGGCGCUUCUCCUGUUGGCAGAGCGGAUCCGGACAAAGGCUGUCUUCCAGACACAGCAGUCCAAAUUUAUGACUUGGCAGUUCGAUACAGAGUACCGGGGCGAUGACUACACAGCCACCCUGACAUUGGGCAACCCGGAUUUGAUCAGCGAGUCGGUUAUUGUCGUUGCGCACUUCUUGCAGAGCAUUACUUCACGGUUGGUUCUAGGGGGUGAAAUGGUAUACCACCGGCGGCCAGGCGAAGAGGGCGCCAUCGUCACACUGGCUGGGAAGUAUACAGCUCUCAAAUGGGUAGCCACGCUUAACCUCGGCUAUGGUGGGGCUCAUGCCAGCUAUUACCACCGAGCCAACGACCAGAUUCAGGUUGGGGUAGAAUUUGAAGCCAACACCCGGCUGCAGGAAACUAGCUUUGCUUUUGGUUAUCAGCUGACCCUUCCUCAAGCCAACAUGGUGUUCAGAGGCUUCUUGGAUAGUAACUGGUGCGUGGGGGCCGUUCUGGAGAAGAAGCUGCCGCCUCUGCCCGUCACCCUGGCCUUGGGCACCUUCCUCAACCACUGGAAGAAUCGGUUCCACUGCGGCUUCAGCGUCAUCGUGGGCUGAGAGCUCUGGGACUCUUCUCAGCUGAGGGAGAUGCUGCCGGGUUUAAUGUUUUGCGAAACUGUGUGGUACGGUCGGCCCGGCUGCAUGUGAGGGCGAUGGGCUGGUCCACCACGGACUUGGCGCAGGGGGUGGUAAUUCAGGGCUUGCGAUGCCCUCCCUCUCAGAGCCUUUGCUCCAGAGCCCUGCCGGAAUAGGGCUCUCUGAUGGGCCUGUGGAAAGCCGGCAGUUGCUUGGAGAGAUGUCCAAAAGCGGUCGUGGUUUGCCCUCAUCCCGAUCCACGAGGUACUGAUUUUGUGGCAGGGGUGUGGUGGGUGGCAGAACCCCGUUGUCCCCCCCACCUUAUGGAUGGUAGCCUUCCUGCCUUCGUUCGCUGCAGUUCGGUGGAUGCCGACCUCAUGGAGUGGAUGUUGUUUCUAUGUUGGACCGGUGCCAGGGCUCGGCAAUUGGGAGAGAGGCUGUUUAUCUCCCAUCCUGGCACCCUACAAUUGGCUUGUGGGUGCUGUGUACCCCCCCUUUCCCCUGACUGUUGAAACGGUUGCCGAUUCUGUGUAUGAUGACUUGGAGCCUGAUUAAAAUCAUACUGGAGUCCACUCCUCCCCUUCACGAA
Heteronotia binoei (common prickly gecko) is the source of this 2112-nucleotide messenger RNA. RefSeq names its product translocase of outer mitochondrial membrane 40 like (gene TOMM40L). The transcript is spliced from 9 exons. Gene Ontology annotation, cellular component: mitochondrial outer membrane; mitochondrial outer membrane translocase complex. Gene Ontology annotation, molecular function: transmembrane protein transporter activity. Gene Ontology annotation, biological process: protein import into mitochondrial matrix. The coding region runs from base 588 to 1505 and encodes 305 amino acids. NCBI's taxonomy places the organism in Eukaryota, Metazoa, Chordata, Lepidosauria, Squamata, Gekkonidae. The record is from RefSeq and is a predicted model, not a curated record.